This is a messenger RNA of Schistocerca gregaria, 6794 nucleotides long. RefSeq lists its product as uncharacterized. Gene Ontology annotation, cellular component: signaling receptor complex. Gene Ontology annotation, molecular function: transmembrane receptor protein tyrosine kinase activity; ATP binding. Lineage: Eukaryota; Metazoa; Arthropoda; Insecta; Orthoptera; Acrididae. Gene Ontology annotation, biological process: cell surface receptor protein tyrosine kinase signaling pathway; protein phosphorylation; positive regulation of kinase activity. The record is from RefSeq and is a predicted model, not a curated record. Bases 584 to 3139 code for a protein of 851 amino acids. The transcript has 20 exons.
GACAACACUGUGCGCGGGAGACAGUGGCAAGCGGCGGUGUUUUUGAGCGCCGGCACGUCACUGGUCGCCAGCGACGCUUGUUUGCUCAAGUGGUCUGCUGUCGACGGCCAACGUUUCUGCAGGCGUGCUGGCGUCUGAAAGGGGCGGCGGCUGCCGAUUCCCACGAGCCUGCUCUCCGAUUCGUAGUUCUGUGGCCGUGACGGGGCGUGGAGAACGGACACAGUUCACUGCGUCUGUUCCUAAUAAUAAUAGGAAAAUCAUUCUCCUUCUCGUCCCAUUGUCCUCUCCCAUCCAUUCCCAUCUCAACAGCCGCACCUCCACUCCUCGUAUAACGCAACGCAAUUAGGAUCAACCAAAUAAUCUAGUUUGAAGUGAAGUGCAAAGACAGUUUGAAGCACUCUUUUGUGGCUUGCUUUCGUGUGGAAAAAGUACAUACAUAUAUUGUUUUUGGGCCGUAUUUGUGGCGGAAAGUGAGAGUGAAUUUUGGUGCUGUGAAUCGUCGUAAGUGUACGGAAAAUUCGUUUUGUGGAACACGUGCGGAAUUUCUGGCGACCACGAAAUGGACAACGUAAGACCGUAAGUCAUGAAGCCCCAUCUGAUGGAAUUGAUAGCUUUCUGGACCUUGAUGGCGGUGUUUCCUGGCAGCAUCAUCGGCGAUGCGAUUCUCAUGCAGCCAUCUCCAACAGAAGUUCCUCAGAGCGAUGUUAAAAGAGACGUAGCCAGUAUCGCAGGACAGGACAACAAAAUAAUUACUGAGCCUGUAGCACUGGUGACGAAUCUGCAAGUACAUCCCAUGGUGCAUGACAAGAAAGCGCGUACACUGCAGCUGAACAUCAGCUGGACUGUGCCCAAAGAGGGCCGCUUACCUAAAGGCUACUUCCUGAAAGUGAAGUCCAUCAAUGACUCCCAUGAGUACUGUGAAAUAAUGGACUUCAUGGAGGACAUAAACAAUACGAUGACAUCUUGGGCGGUGGUCCCGCCAGAGGUGACCAACGUGAAGAACGACCCGCGCGUGAUGCAGGAGUGCUGCUACAACAUCCGCGUGGAGUCCCAGCCGUUUGACGGCCGGCGCGCCGCCGAAGUCAACUACACCAUCCCCGAGCGGGUGGGCGAGGUGUGGUCGUGCCGGCGCAAGGCGCAGCUGCCCGUGCCGCGUGAAGUCCAAGUGUCCGUCAUCGACUCCAGCACUGCCCACGUCUCCUGGACCCUGGACGCCUCCGCGGCGCGGAUCGCGCGCAACAUCUCCCUCACGCUGGGGCGGCAGGUGGUGAGCUCGCUGCUCGACUGGUUCGAGUACGAGCCCGAGGUGCUGCUGGCCGUGGCCAACUGGAGCGGCGGCGGCGGCGGCGGCGGCCUGCGGAUGGAGCACCUGCUGAAGGGCAACCUGCGCCGGCCCGCUCAGUACCUGGUGCAGGUGCGCGUGGUCGACCGGCGCGACUGCCGAGGGCCGCCCGCCGAGAAGCGCUUCUCCACGUUCGUCAAUGUUACAACAACUACAAGGAGAGCGCCGGCGUUGCGUUCAUCUUCGACCACCGAGACUCCUCCAGGUACCGCCAUUUUGUCCCCUGGCGGUCAACAACAGUGGACCACGACGGAUCUCUUCAAUCAGACACUGACCGGUGCAAACGAAUCUUUGGCAGAUCCAAACGCCAGGUCAAAAGUGGAGCUGGUGCUGGUGGUGGUGCUGCCCACGGUGUCGUUCGUGGUGGCGGCGGCGCUGGCGGCGGCCAUGAUGUACCAGCGCUGCGGCUGCGCGGGCUGGCUGCGCCGCAAGCUGGGCGAGGGCCGUCUGCGGCCCGUCUACAGCUGCCGCGGCGUCUACAAGGCAGUCAGCAUCGACAGUAGUAGCAGCCGCAUCACGCGGGUGUCCUUCCCGGCCUUACAGGAGCGCAGCAUACUCUACGUAGAGAAGGAGAUAGAGGAGGCGAAGGCUCGCGGCGAGGUGGAUACGUUCGAGGUGAGCUACGAGCGACUGCAGCUGGGCCGGCAGAUCGGCAAGGGCGACUUCGGGCGCGUCUUCCUGGCGCGAGCCGAGGCAGUGGGAGGCGUCCCAGGCUGGCGCACGGUCGCUGUCAAGAAACUCAAGCUGCGCGCUACGGCGGAGGAGGUGGAGGAGUUCCAGGCAGAGAUUGCGAUGCUGAAGCACGCGGGCCGGCACCCCAACGUGGUGGAGAUGGUGGGCUGCUGCACGCUGCGGCCGCCGCUCUGCAUCCUGAUGGAGUUCGUGCCGUGCGGCGACCUGCUGCACUACCUGCGCCGCCUGCGCGUCGAGUACGAGCGCCGCACGGGCGUGCCCCCCGCCGCCCCAACCGCUGGCACCGGCGGCAGCCACGAGCCGCGCUACAUCGACCUGUUGCUGUCCUCGGACUCGGAGAGCUCCUACGUGCAGCCCGACCCGCGCCUCAGCUUCUCUUCGAGCGGCCGGCCCUCCAUCGCAGAGACCGAGUGGAGCCUGGUGAGCAGCGAGGGCGGCGCGCCGCCCACGCCCACGGAGCGGAGCCCCUGUCCGGGCCGCCUGGGCCCCGGGCUCGACUACGUGCUGGACCCGGCGGAGCUGCAGAGCUUCGCCGUGCAGAUCGCGCGCGGCAUGGCCCACCUCGAGCAGCGGCACAUCACGCACAGAGACCUGGCGGCGCGGAACAUCCUCAUCGACGAGCACAAGACGCUCAAGAUCUCCGACUUCGGGCUGUCGCGGUCGGGCAUCUACGUGAACACGCGCGGCAAGAAGGUGCCGCUGCGCUGGCUCAGCGUCGAGGCCAUCCGCGACAACCUCUACUCCAGCAAGAGCGACGUCUGGGCCUACGCCAUCGUCCUCUGGGAGAUCGGCACUCUCGGAGGCUUCCCGUACCCGACGGUGAGCGACCACGACCUGCUCAGGUUCCUGUUGGAAGGUCGCAGGCUGGAGAAGCCGGACAACUGCACCGAUGAACUGUAUUCGCUGAUGAUGAUGUGCUGGUCGCACAACGCGGACGACCGGCCGUCGUUCGCGACCAUCUCGAAGCACCUGGAGGGCGCCCUGGGCCGCAGACCUGUCUACGUCGACUUCUCCAACCUGAGUCCAGACUACACGUUCCCUCCCACCGAACAGCAGCAACUUCAGCAGCAGCAGCAGCAGCAGCGACCGUCUUUCAGGAUGUGAUAUCAGCAGACGGCUCAGCCAGAGUACGCCUUCCUCCCCCCAACAGGGCAGCUGCAGCAGCGGCAGCCGUCCAAGAGACCCAAGGCGCCAGGCAGAUCGACCAGGCGCCACCGAGUCCCGCACCGCACAGCUGCUGCAGCGGCGGCUGCAACCUCAACAGCGGUCAACAUCGUGACGUCACACGGAGUUGAGCCAGUCGUCAUACACCCUUCCACUGAAAACUAGCAGCCGCAGAAACAACAGUCGUCGGCGUCACCUUCCAGGAAAUGAUGUCACCAUGGAGUACCACCUCGUAACACUUUUCCUCACACCAUCCAGAGACCACCGCUAUCCUUUAGAAAACUGCAGCUCGGACUACAAAUUACUUACAAUAGCAACAGCGGCAUCGUCGGUCUGUACAAUGUGAUCCAGAAAACUGAAGAUCCUGGUGUUAUUCUGCUCGUAUGGUGUCCAAAACUAGUUCAUUCCUCUUACAAAUCAGUGUUACAAUAGAAACUAUCACUUUAUGGCCUUCAUGUACAGCAUUCACCUGUGUGCCCAGUUACACUGUACAUUUCUCCCAAUAAAGCGUUGCCGUAAGCAGCACCUUCAUUACCAGCCCACAUAUGGACAGUUUUGCCUGAAUUCAGUGUGGUCCUCCUUUCAGUUUCUCAGCCAAGUACAGGACAACUCAGACCUUGUUUUGAGGAAGUUAGACCACCAAUGGCGCAACUCUACAGGAUCGGUAAAAUAAAACUGACCCGCAAAAUGUUUCAUCCACAUUGAGGUAGGCACCCCAAAUUACACAGUCCGCUGCGGAUGACAUGCGUGGUUUGCCUGCCAUAAGGUUCAUGAAACAUUUUCUGAGCCAGUUUUAGUUUGGACACCCUCCAAAUCACCAGUAAAGGACUGACAGCAGUGUUCGUCCUCCAAAUCACUGUCAGAAAGACAACGUUCUGAUCAGUGCCCAGAAAGCUUCUGGCUGGCAUCGUAAUCAGUUGUUGGCAAUCAGAUGAAAGAGUGAUUUACAACAGAAUGUCACUGAGCACAACGUGACUCCGAGAACUAACAUUGUGACACCUAAACUCGCUGACAAAUUCUGCAGUAGGAUCAGUAGGAUGCCAGUGUUACGUCGUCAGCAGUGUUCAAUGUAAAAAGUUUCUGACGCUGCUUCUGCUCACAAGGACAACACUGACUCCCGAAAAUAUACCGGCAAACAUCAUGAACAGCUUUUUAGUCGACAGACGAGAGUGCAAUUUCUACCAUAGGGGCGUCGACUACACCGCAACUCCAUGUACAAGGCACCCCAAAAAAUAUCACUGCGGCGACCAAAGGUGCACCAUCACGACAGUUACCAAGUGUGUAUACACUUCUCCAUCAAAAAACAGAGUGUCUGAAACAAGCACAGACAGAUGUAGCCACCUGCGGAAAGCGGCGGAACAGAGUGGUAAAAGCAGGUGCUAAGCACACAAUCACUGACCAAGUCAGCUCAACUGACGCCAAGUUGGCGCCGGUUUAUAUGCAAGGUCAUCCACACGUCAUGUCGCAUAUGCUUUGUUCAUUUAUUACUAUUUCAGAAACUAAAAAUGGUGUUCACUGAUUGUCCAGCUGUCAUUACUACUUCACAUAUUCAAAGAAAAGCUUUUGAAAGCUACGUUUUUGGACAAUGUGAUUAACGAUAUUAUGCUAAUGCUGUUCAGAAUUUUGAUUCAGACGUAUCUAAAUCAAGUUAUAAUAUUAAUGUCAUCAUAUAGAACCAAUUGUGUGAGGCAGUCUGAAGAACAUGAGACUUCAUUGUCUUAAUUGAUGUUUGAUGUUUCUGUUUUGGAGUAUUAAAAUUCAGUGCGCCGAAGAAUAUAAAAUUCUCACAUUAUGUAGCACCUGAAUUAGAAUUUCACUGGAAUGAUUUGUGUAUAUUCCAGUUUCUUCCACAAAAAUUACGCCUUUAUGAAACGAAGAGCUUAAGCAUUCAAGCUGGUGUGUACAUAGCAGAUUAAUAAUACAUGUUUAUGACAUGAGUGUAUAGCAAGUGAUCAUAAAAGAAAGGCAAAAUAUAAGAAAGGUAAAACAAACUGGUAGAUGUAAAUAAUGAUACGAAAUGUCUGUGUAUGUCUGUGUGCGUAUUUAUGUGUAUACCUGAACCUCGAGAAACAAAUGUUAUAUUUUCUUGCUCAUUGCAGUUGAAUGUAAAAGUACGUUGAACUCCGAUGUGCUGUCAUAUAGUUUGUGUGCAUGUAUGACUUCGUUUAAGUGGACUAAGUUAAUUCGUUGUCACAUACAGUGCAGAUAUAUUGUGUGUUUCUGAGUACUCAUAAAUGCUUUCAGAAGUCCUACGACAUUUGUUCCUUGGCGUUACAGAAAUGGAGCUUCUCGAAUCACACAGGCAGUGAUUUCCUUACUUACAAAAUGCAACUCAUCUUCUUUUUAAGCCUGAAACAUCUUGUUUCCAGUUUAUUGAAUUUAAUACUUAAGAGACCAAAUGUUAUGAACAUAGAAAUUUAAAAUUAAGGAAGGUCUGGAAAACAAAUACAAAUUAUGUAUGAGAAAUAAGAUAUAGUCGAAGUUGCUCCUAGAGGGUCCAGUGGUUGCAAUGUUACGAAAACACCGCACAGUUUCAUAUUAAUCACACCUUCUAAGUUGAACACAUUCAUAUCUUCUUCUUCUUCACGUUGAGAAACUUCACGAAGUCCUGUAAUCGAUGCUGUAGCAAUUCAAAGCUACUCCUCAAUGAAAAACAGCUCUCUGCCUAUUUUUAGUGCAUAAUUUUUUCUGUUGACUCGAGACAGCAAUUUCAAUGGAUAUUCACUUAGAAAAAUGUUUAGCAAUAUGCACCCGUUUCCCUAUAUGGUAACCACUUUCUAAAACUAUUAAUAAACCCUUCUUGCGAUACCAUUCUAAAGAACUAUCACUCAAGAAAUUCCGCUAAUUGUGUUGGCGAAUAUCUUGUAUAAUUGCGUAAUUAUUGUCAUUAUGUGUGACAGGAAUAGACGAAUGUUUGACCAAUACGUUUUAAUAAAAUCGGAGUGAUAAAUAGUUUACUUGUCAAAUUUUGUCAUGUUCUAAAUUUAGGAAAGACAGCACUUCUAUGCACUGACCUCGUUAUAUAAGCAAAAUUAUCAUAAAAACGUGUCAUCAUUGUACAACUUGCUGGCGAAUUAAAACUAUCUGCUGGACUGCGACUAGAACUGUAGUUCGUGUAUUGGUCCGGCACACAGUUUUAAUUCGCCAGCAAGUUUCAUAUCAGCGCACUCUCUGCUGCAGAGUGUCAUCAAUCUGAUUUGUUCAUUUAAUUGUUACAGUUCCUUCACCCGACAAGAAAAUAUGCAUAUAUAAAUGGAGUAAAUGUUCAUUGAAAAACAAAACAUUGUCUGUACACAAAUCAGCCUUAGUAGUUAAGUAUCAGUCAAAUCUUCAUCACAUUCACAACCCAAAAUUUGCCGAUUGGGACAAGUUGUCUGUUACUUAUGACAGGAAAAACUGCAGAGGCCAUUCUAAAGUGUACAAAAGUUUGUGUAUGAACUAUCUGUGAUUACAUGACUUGUAUAUUGACUUUAGUGACAUAUGGACCUUCAAUUCUCUAUGUUUUUACCUAUUAAAAGACAAAUUAUUGAUGUAAGACUUUUGACUAAAGCAUUUAUUUUUUUGUCUGUAAACCAAUGUUUUCCACGUGGAAAAU